CACUUUCAAUACUGGGUUACGAGAAUUUUACUUCAAGGUCCUCGUUUAGGAGCAAAUAGAGGAGGUAUAAAUGGAAAGACGAGCAACAAUAGCUCACAGUUGGAGUUCAACAACUCGAUCGAAAAUGUAUGCGUACAUCUGUUUUGUAAUGUGCUUCUUCGUCGGUAGCAGCUUAGCCGACUACCCGCAAAGAGAAGCGUCUUACUACUCCGCUCCGAACGACCCAUAUUCGGUGGGCAUCAAUCAAAACUCAAUUCAGGAACCAUCUCAGCGACUUUUCUGGGGAAACUCUGGCAGCAAUCAAGUGGGAGGAACAGGACUAUGGGCUACAUUGACUAACAAGUUCCCGUUCCUGGGAAAUAUGUUCGGUCGUAUGGAGCUGCCUGCACAGUACGGAGUGCCCAGUCAGUACGACGUGGCUCAACAGUACGGAGCUCCAUCGAGGUUCCAGCCUCAAUAUUACUCUGGCCAGCAGCAGUACUAUCAGCAAGUUCCUCAACAGUUCCCGCAGCAGUUCCAUCAACAGUUUCCUCAGCAAAUCGGACAGCGAUUCGUGCCGGCAGCUCGCGACGUGGGAAUAACUGACGAUGCAGUGAUAGUGACACCUCCGUUUGUGCCACCAGUGCAGCCCCCGCAGUUCCCUGCGCCAGCCCCCGCACCAGCGCCGGCACCAGUACCAGUGCCUGCGCCCCAACCCUCACCGGACCAGGGAUACUCGUACGAAAGGCCUCAGUACAGGUUGGAACUCCCCCACAAAUAAACCGAUGCGCCUUAAACUAACUGACUGACCGUAGACGCUAAGUAAAUUUAGUCAUUGCACUUUUUUGUUUAAUUUACUGUCUGUGUUUUUAUGGUAAAUAUAACAUAUUUGCCAUGUGUGAAGAAUAACGCGUACUUGCCAAAUAUUUUAAUUAUAAGUGCGACCUCGUCAGCUGGUUAAGUAAAAUCUUACAAACGAAACUUAGUUAAAGAUCAUUAAACUCGGUCCAGUUCAGUUUUACAGGUUCAAUUCAACAACGAUACACAAAAGCAAGAUAUUUUACACAGUACAGUGAAUAUUAAAAUGUGUUACAGAAAGAAAUAAGUAGCCUAUGUUACGAGAUUUUUCUAAAUCAGAAAUAUCAAGUGAGAUUGUCUAAUAGAAAGACUAAUUCACGGUGUUAAUAAAAUUGACGCCUUCGAUCCAACACUGCUAGCACCAUUAGUAUUCAAUUGUCAUUAAGUCCUCUCGAUCAAGCGCCUGAUUGAAUUUCUCUGUAACAAUUAUGUAAACAAUCUAGUUUAAGCGAAUCGACUACGGGUUUUAUAAUACUUCACUGUCAAUUGUAAUGUGCUCUCUGAAAAUCGAAUGACACGAAUUUUUGUAAAUGCAAUAAAAUAAUUUAAAAGAU
This is a messenger RNA of Spodoptera frugiperda (fall armyworm), 1391 nucleotides long. RefSeq lists its product as uncharacterized. Lineage: Eukaryota; Metazoa; Arthropoda; Insecta; Lepidoptera; Noctuidae. The transcript is spliced from 2 exons. The coding region runs from base 71 to 760 and encodes 229 amino acids. The record is from RefSeq and is a predicted model, not a curated record.